Molecule: messenger RNA, 1023 nt
Organism: Corylus avellana
Lineage: Eukaryota; Viridiplantae; Streptophyta; Magnoliopsida; Fagales; Betulaceae
Product: B3 domain-containing protein Os04g0386900
Molecular function (GO): DNA binding
Source: RefSeq, a predicted model, not a curated record
GUGGCAAAUUAAAUGGGAACGGCGCAUGAACGACACGUGGAAAACUCGGGAGUUGGGACGGUCUGAAUUCUUUGCUCGUACGUAGAACAGAGAAAACAAUGCUAAAGAAGAAAGAAGAAGAAGAAGAAGAGAAGCAAUUAAGCAAAUCCGUGCAAUAAAAGCAACUGCAACCCCCUCUCUCUCUUCUAUACUUUUGUGCUUUUAUCGACUAGAAAGAUUGACUGGAAUCACAAGCACUGAGGCAAGAUUUUUCCACCGCAAAAAUAUCGUGUUGAGAAGUUUUUCUGGUGGACUCUUUGGCAGGUAAUCCAAGCAUUCAAGUAGUAAAUCCCAAAUGGAGGAGGUCCCAUUGGCCCAGCCUGAACUAAAUACUAUGGAAAAGAGUGAAUUUGAAGGGGAUGAACAUUGGCCUCUUUCAGGGAAGCCAUACUUUCAUCUCAUUAUUGGAAAAUCAAAUGUCAAACCCCAGUAUCAAAUGGUGGUUCCAACAAAAUUGCAUCAAGUAAUUCCUUCUCUUGUGAUCCCCACUGUUCUGUCCUGUCGGGGUAAGAACUGGGAGAUGUCAUAUAAUGGAACACCUGCUCGUCAUAAAAAAUUUGUUUCUGGAUGGAGAGCAUUCGUAGAUGACAACAAUGUCAAGGUUGGGGAUGCAUGUGUGUUUGAGCUUAUGGAGUGCUGUAGUACGAAACUCGUAUUCAGAGUCCAAAUUCUUAAAGGCGACUUCCCAUCUGAGUUACUAGACAAGGUCAGUCUUGAGGGUGAGAGUUCGGAUGCUCCUAUUGUUAUUGACUAGUAUUUCUAAUAUGAAGCCCUUUGUUGUUUUUUGUUAGUCUCUUGAACAACAUUACUUGUUACGAAAUCUGGAACUCUACUAGAAUGUCUAUAGCAGUAUAUUGUGAAUCUGUUUUGGGUUUUAAUAUUACCUUGUUGCUGUUAAUGCGACAUGAUGUUUUUAUUUUGUAUACAUUUGGAUUGAUUUUCCAAAUCUAGUCACUUAAUUAUAUCCUUGAGGCUUUCAGGUUA